AUGUAUCAAUAUCUUCUCGCGAUUUUAUUCUUCGUAUAUUUUGCAAUUUCUUGCAUCCAAAUUUGGAUCUUAAAAGCCCUUAAAGGAAUGCCGUGUGUCCCGACAUUCCCGAUCAUUGGAAGUGCUCUCAGACUAUACUCUAAAGACGGUAGAGAAAUUUUCAACAAAGUGAACAAUGAGUUUAAGCAGUCCGGAGGAAAAUUUAUGUUGUUUCUCGGAAAUCGUUUGUUUGUAGUUAUGUCGGACCAAAAAGACAUUAAAGCAAUUUUGACGAACCCAAAGAUGAUAGAUCGACCCAUUGAGUAUCACUUUUUCAAAACUUGGCUUGGAGACAGUAUUUUUACGGCCGAUGGUGAUGCAUGGAAACCAAAACAGAAGCAAUUAUAUCCGUUCUUGAAUAUGAAAUUUGUUCAAAAUGCACUUCCUGUUUUUGAACAUCAUUGUGAAAAUUUAAUUAAGUCCUUGAAAAAUAAUGUAAAAGUAGAAUUUGAUAUUUAUCACAAGGUUGAAUCAUUUGCAAUGGAUGUCAUCAUUGAACUUACACUUGGAAAUCGGAAUAAUUCGCAUGAAAAUCCGACUAAUUUUCAAUAUUAUCUUCAUGAAAAUACAAAAAUUACCAUAUGGCGAGUGGUACAUCCGAUCUACAGAAAUGAUUUUCUGUAUUCUUUCACACGCAAAUGUAAAGAAAGCCAACGGAUGACAAAAGAAAUGCGAGCCUACAUCCAGGAGGCAAUUGAAAGAACGAAGAAAAAUGACUUUUUACCCUUAGAACAUCGAAAAACUAUAAUCGAUAACAUCUGCAACCUAAGUCAAAGUACCCUUCCAAUGAGUGAUGUAGAGAUGCAAAACGACCUUCUUUUUAUAAUUUUUGCUGGGUUUGACACAAUGUCUUCUUCGGUAUCUUUCCUCACUUACUGCUUGGCCAAAUAUCCAGAAGUUCAGGAAAAAGUUUAUCAAGAAAUCAAGGAAAAUAUUAAUCCAGAUGAGCCUCUUACCGUUCAAACAUUGAACACACUAAAAUACACGAAUUUGGUCAUAAAAGAAGCUCUAAGGAUGUAUACACCUGCCCCAUCAGUUAUUCGUUCUAAUUCGGUUCCUUUCGAACUAAAUGGAUACAACUAUCCUGCCGAUACCACGUUCAUUCUAAGCCUCUACAAUGCACACCAUAAUCCCGAAAACUAUGAAGAUCCCGAAAAAUUCUUACCAGAAAGACAUGAUGUUAUUAAGAGCUCAGAAAAUAAUAACAUUUUCAAUUUUGUUGCUUUUGCGCCAGGAGUACGCGGAUGUCGAGGUAACAAAAUUGCAGAAUAUCAAUUGAAAACAUUUGUCGUUAAAAUGUUAAAUUCAUAUAAAAUUGCUUUGAAAGAAGGUUUUGAGCCGGAGCUUUCAUGGGAUAUUGUGUUAAAGCCUUACAACGGAAUAUGGAUCAACUUGAGUGCCCGCAAUUAA
Molecule: messenger RNA, 1449 nt
Organism: Culicoides brevitarsis
Lineage: Eukaryota; Metazoa; Arthropoda; Insecta; Diptera; Ceratopogonidae
Product: cytochrome P450 4d2-like
Exons: 5
Coding region: 1-1449 (482 amino acids)
Molecular function (GO): oxidoreductase activity, acting on paired donors, with incorporation or reduction of molecular oxygen; monooxygenase activity; heme binding
Source: RefSeq, a predicted model, not a curated record